AUGGAGGUGCCGAAGACACAGAAGGACAUCCAGAGCCUUACCGGACGAGUGGCAGCCCUCACUCGUUUCAUUUCCAAAGCCACAGACAAGUGUGCACCGUUCUUCAAAGCCCUGAAAGGGGGCAAACACCAUAUAGAGUGGACUGCCGAAUGCGAUAAGGCGUUUCAAGACUUGAAUGACUAUAUGGGCAGAGCACCGCUACUUUCCAAACCCCUCCCUGGGGAAAUUCUCUCCCUAUAUCUAUCGGUAUCCAACACUGCCUUCAGUUCGGUACUGGUACGAAUACCCAAGAAGGCGGAGCUACCGAUCUUCUACGCCCACACCAUCAUCGUUCUGACCAACCAGCCCCUUCGGCAAGUUUUUCAAAAACCAGAAACAUCCGGAAGGCAGGUGAAAUGGGCGAUCGAGCUAGGAGAAUUCAACGUACAGUUCAAACCCAGGCCUGCCGAAAAAGGACAAGCCGUAGCAGACUUCAUCGCUGAACUGACACCUUCGGAGGCUUCAGAACCUGAAAAAACCCCUCCACAGGAAGUCCUACCGAAUGGCAGUCGUCUCGACCAGUCAACUCCUUUUUGGAUCCUACACGUUGACGGCUCGGCAAACCAACAAGGAUGCGGAACUGGUCUGGUACUUACCGCUCCCGAUGGAGCCAAAAUUGAAUAUGCCAUCAAGUUUGGCUUCCGAACGUCCAACAACGAAGCCGAAUACGAGGCGCUUUUGGCCGGCCUACGGCUCGCCAGAAGCAUGGGGGCCAUUCAGAUCAGCAUCUACAGCGACUCGCAGCUAAUAGUGAACCAGGUGACUGCCGAUUUCGCAGCAAAGGACGCAUCAAUGACGGCGUACCUAACGGCAGCACACCAACUGCUAAAGAAGUUCCAGGCGUACGAAAUUUGGCAAAUACCAAGAAACGAGAACAGUCAUGCCGAAGCCCUCGCUAGACUGGCUUCGGCAAUCAACGACAAAGUAGGUCGAAAGAUCCCCAUCGAGAUACUGACACUGCCGAGCACAGCCAUUGCCGAGAUCUGCGCUAUAGAAUACGACAACACAUGGAUGUCGCCUAUUCAUGCUUACCUAACGAACGACACUCUCCCUGCAGACAAGGCCAAGGCCAGACAGUUGCGUUACCGAUCGACAAGGUACAUUGUCAUCAACGACAUUCUGUACAAACGAGGCUACUCGACCCCCUACAUGAAAUGUAUCAAUGAAGAGCAAGGCGAAUAUGUCCUUCGGGAGAUCCACAGUGGUGUCUGCGGCGAUCACUCCGGUUCUAAAUCCCUGGCCCACAAGGCCUUUCGGCAGGGCUACUAUUGGCCAUCAAUGCAUCGGGAUGCAAUAGCAAUGGUGAAGAGGUGCGAUAAAUGCCAACGGUUCGGCAAUAUUCCCCACCUGCUUGCGGAACCCCUCACACCGAUCGUAAGUCCAUGGCCGUUCGCCCAAUGGGGGCUCGACCUGAUUGGUCCAAUGCCACAGGGCAAGGGACAGGUUAAGUACGCAAUUGUUGCCGUGGACUAUUUCACGAAAUGGGUUGAGGCCGAAGCCCUAGCCACCAUAACGGCGGCAAGAGUCGAAGAGUUUGUCUGGACCAAUAUCUGUUGCCGCUUCGGCAUCCCCUACGCCAUCAUCACUGAUAACGGCAGACAGUUUGAUUCGGAGCUCUUCAGUGCCAAGGGCGCUUGGCCGGAGAAGCUUCCCGAAGCUCUAUGGGCCAUACGAACAUCCUAUCGAACCUCCACAGGGGAAACUCCCUUCAGCCUUGCAUUCGGCUCAGAGGCCGUUGUCCCAGUUGAGAUCGGUGAGUCUUCUUACCGAACGGAAAGCUUCGAGCCAAAGGCUAACGAGGCGGCACUCGCGUUAAGCCUGGAUUUAAUCGAGGAACGCCGAACGGUAGCGAACCUUCGGAACGAAGCUUACAAACAGCGCGUCUCUCGGUACUACGACUUAAGGGUCAAAUCGCGCUCCUUCAUAAUCGGGGACUGGGUCAUGCGCAAGGUUUCGCUUGCAACCAAAAACCCAACGGAAGGAACCCUCGGCCCUUCCUGGGAAGGACCCUAUGAAAUCAUCGGCAUCCUUCGAUCCGGCACCUACAGGCUCCGAGGCACAGAUGGGAAGACCCUCGGUCACUCAUGGAAUGUGGACCAUCUCAAGAGUUAUUUUAAAUAA
Prunus avium (sweet cherry) is the source of this 2160-nucleotide messenger RNA. The record is from RefSeq and is a predicted model, not a curated record. NCBI's taxonomy places the organism in Eukaryota, Viridiplantae, Streptophyta, Magnoliopsida, Rosales, Rosaceae.